This is a messenger RNA of Acaulospora colombiana, 546 nucleotides long. NCBI's taxonomy places the organism in Eukaryota, Fungi, Glomeromycota, Glomeromycetes, Diversisporales, Acaulosporaceae. The record is from the annotation of a GenBank genome assembly.
AUGUCUGAAAGCCCAAAUUCUCUGUUCGAUAGUAUCGAGGUCCCUUUUCCCCCGUCAAUUACCGUUGACGAAUUAAUCAAGAAGCAUAUACAAAAAGGCACAGUUGACGUUAAUAGAGUGUCAAAUGCAUUUUUCAUUUAUAGAAAUGCAUAUAAUCGCGAAGCUAUGAAACUUGGUUUCAUGCUCAAGGACGUUUCCAGACUUGCCGGGAGCGCUUGGAAAAGUGAACCAGAGUACGUUAAAGAACACUACAAGAGAAUGGAGACCGAGAUUAAAUCAAGACUUAGAAUGAUGUUUCCAUUUCGUUUUAAGAAUGACCAAAACAAAAAAUCCAUUAGAAAAAAACACCGUAAAAUUACUGAUUCUACUACGGAUAGGGUUAAUCAAAAUCCUACUGUCAUAUCUGUUCCUUUUCUUAAAACCGCGGAUAUAAACUCCCAAAUAAACAUAAAAAAUCUUAAUGAUUCUACCGAUUCUUUCAUGGCCUCUAUUCCCGAGGAGUUGGCGUUGACUUAUGUAGCAAUUAUGCAGUCUCUGCCCUUCUAA